AUCGUUCGUACAACGUACCAGUGUCAAACGGAACGGCGCGGGCGCUGUGCGUGUUGAUCAGACUGUAUAAAUAUUUGCGAGCGUAUUCGCAUUUUAGCGGGAAAUACUUACAUUAAUUACUUUUGUUUUUAAAUUCCAACUAUGAGUCUUGAAAUAAGGAACAAAAAAGUGACUGAAACGUUUGAAAAGUAUAAAAUUGCAGAAUGGGGAAAUGGCAAUGGAAGACCGUGUGCCCAAGUGGCGACCAACGUGGUGGAACAGAAACACCAGGUGUCCAGAGCCAAGAGGAGUAGAGCCCUCGGCAGUAGGGCGUUUAGAGGCAGCACGGUGUGGUUCACAGGUCUCAGCGGUGCCGGCAAGACCAGCAUAGCGUUCGCGCUCGAAGCUUACCUGGUUUCGAAAGGUAUCCCAGCUUACGGGCUGGACGGUGACAACAUCAGAACCGGCCUGAACAAGAACCUCGGCUUUACUAAAGAGGACCGCGAGGAGAACAUCAGGCGAGUGGCCGAAGUGGGCAAGUUGUUCGCCGACAGCGGUGUCGUCUGCCUGUGCAGUUUUGUGUCGCCUUUCGCUGAGGAUCGUGAAGUAGCACGUCGCAUCCACAUUGACUCCGACCUGCCGUUCUUCGAAGUGUUCAUUGACACACCGUUGGAAGUGUGCGAACAACGAGACACUAAGGGCCUAUACAAGAAGGCGAGGGAAGGACAGAUUAAGGGUUUCACAGGCAUCACACAGGAGUAUGAGAGGCCCGAGGCGCCUGAGCUGGUGGUGCAGACGGUGGGCCGCUCCAUCGAGGAGUCCACCAUGGAUGUCAUACACCUGCUUGAAUCCGAGGGCAUCAUCCCUCGCUUCGACAACCAUCUCACGGAAGUUGAGGAGUUGUUCAUCUACGGCAACAGACUCACAAGCGCCAUCGAGGAAGCCGCUACACUACCGCAAAUUGAACUGACCACGCUCGACUUGCAAUGGGUCCAGGUUUUGUCUGAAGGUUGGGCCUAUCCGUUGAAAGGAUUUAUGAGGGAACAUGAAUAUUUGCAAGUAUACACAUAUAUAGAUCACAGAGGACAUCGUGAUUUAAUUUUUUUAGUAGACAUCCCUGUAAUCUUCACCGGAGGACACCUGCGAAUGGUAUACUUGCUGCGCGCGCCCGAGUUCUACCCGCACCGGCAAGCGGAGCGCUGCUGUCGCCAGUUCGGCAUCGACCACGCCGGACACCCUUACAUCAAGAUGAUCAAAGACUCCGGGGAUUGGUUGGUGGGUGGUAAUCUGGAAGUGUUUGAGCGUAUCCGUUGGAACGACGGACUGGACUCGUACCGUCUCACGCCCAACGAACUGAGGAAGAAGUUCAAGGAACUGCAAGCUGAUGCCGUGUUUGCUUUCCAGUUGAGAAAUCCUAUACACAACGGCCACGCUCUCCUUAUGCAAGACACACAGCGUCAACUCGUCGAGAGGGGAUUCAAGAAGCCUGUACUCCUUCUGCAUCCGCUCGGUGGCUGGACUAAAGAUGACGACGUUCCGCUGGAGGUGCGCAUCAACCAACACAAAGCCGUGUUGAAUGAGGGAGUGUUAGACCCCAACUCUACAGUGCUGGCUAUCUUCCCCUCGCCCAUGAUGUACGCCGGACCGACCGAGGUGCAAUGGCACGCCAAAUGCCGUAUGAACGCGGGCGCCAACCACUACAUAGUGGGUCGCGACCCGGCGGGGCUGCCGCACCCGGCCGGCGGCGGCGACCUGUACGACCCGCGACACGGCGCCAUGGUGCUCAAGGCCGCGCCGGGACUCAACGAUCUUGAGAUUAUUCCAUUCCGCGUCGCCGCUUAUGACACGUCUGUUGGCAAAAUGGCGUUCUUCGAUCCUACCCGCAAAGAGGACUUUGACUUCAUCUCCGGGACUAGGAUGAGAGGACUCGCCAGAGCAGGCAAGGAGCCGCCCAAAGGCUUCAUGGCCCCAACAGCGUGGAAAGUGCUGUCAGAAUACUACCAAUCACUUAAAUCCAAGAUGGACACCAACUAAUACAACCUGACAAGUAUAGGAUAACGUGCACCUAAUAUUAAAUUAUUGUUGGGGUUGUAUUCCAGAUUUAAUUAUUGUAUGUUAUUAUAUUAAUUAAAAAAGAUAAGGUAUGACCUAAAUAGAUAUUAAAAUAUUAUUAGUACAUUUUACAUUAUCUGUGGAUAAAUUAUAGCUCUGGAAUUGAAGGAAAAACGAUAUUUCGCACAAACUCACAGUAUUUAUUCCACUGUUGCGUACUUAAAAUUUUUGGUGCGAUGAGUGCAAUAUAUUUUGUUUGAUAUUUUAGCUUUUAUUAUAUUUUAGAAUAAGAUUUACAUUCCUAUGUGACAUUUUAUAGAUUUGUGUACACGUACACAUUCCAUUUGCGUUUUUUGACUUGUAAUUAAUUGCUGAAAAUGUAUUGCUUUUGUAUUAUAUCUGUUAGAUCAUGUUUUAUUCGUAAUGUUAUCGGGACGUAUUGUUAACGUGUAAGAGGUUUAAUAUAAACUGUUGUAAUAAUAGUGAAUCACGGUGCUUCUAAAGCGACAUAUUUAAUAUACAAAUAAAUAGUAUUAAAUGCA
Molecule: messenger RNA, 2573 nt
Organism: Manduca sexta (tobacco hornworm)
Lineage: Eukaryota; Metazoa; Arthropoda; Insecta; Lepidoptera; Sphingidae
Gene: Papss
Product: bifunctional 3'-phosphoadenosine 5'-phosphosulfate synthase
Exons: 14
Coding region: 142-2013 (623 amino acids)
Biological process (GO): 3'-phosphoadenosine 5'-phosphosulfate biosynthetic process; sulfate assimilation
Molecular function (GO): ATP binding; sulfate adenylyltransferase (ATP) activity; adenylylsulfate kinase activity
Source: RefSeq, a predicted model, not a curated record